Tripterygium wilfordii is the source of this 1293-nucleotide messenger RNA. RefSeq lists its product as uncharacterized. Lineage: Eukaryota; Viridiplantae; Streptophyta; Magnoliopsida; Celastrales; Celastraceae. The transcript has 4 exons. The record is from RefSeq and is a predicted model, not a curated record. The coding region runs from base 26 to 874 and encodes 282 amino acids.
GGACACACCGUCUCUCUCUCUCUAUAUGUACAAAGAAACCCAAUUUUUUAGCUUUACCUACAAAAACCGACUCUCUGUCUCGCCGCCUCCACUCCUACUCUCUCUUACAAGCCAAAUAGCAGAGUGCCUCUGCUCCAUUAGGUCUUUCAAGCUGGCGAUCGAUAAUCAAGACACCACUGUGAGGGAAAUCAAACCGAAAAGCAGGAGAAUCAUGGGUGCUGGUGGUCCUGAAGAUGAGGACAACAGAUGGCCGCCAUGGCUGAAGCCCCUGCUGAAAGAGAGGUUCUUUGUUCAAUGUACGGUGCACGCUGAUUCUCACAAGAGCGAAUGCAAUAUGUAUUGCCUGGAUUGCAUGAAUGGUGCUCUCUGCUCUCUCUGCCUUGGAUGCCACAAGGAUCAUCGUGCGAUUCAGAUAAGGAGGUCUUCAUACCAUGAUGUGAUAAGGGUAAAUGAGAUACAAAAGGUGCUGGACAUAUCUGGAGUCCAAACCUAUGUGAUCAACAGUGCCAGGGUUGUGUUCUUGAAUGAGAGACCUCAGCCUCGACCAGGUAAAGGCGUCACCAAUACCUGUGAAGUCUGCGAGCGCAGCCUCCUUGAUUCCUUCCGCUUCUGCUCUCUUGGCUGCAAGAUUGUUGGGACAUCAAAGAAUUUCCAAAGGAAGAAAAGGCAUCAGCUGGCGGUGGCAUCGGAUUCGGAAGACUCAUUCAGCAGCAGCAGCCAAGGCCUGGUGAAGAGCAGUCGCAACAACAGCCGCAAAGAUCAAAGCUUCUCUCCGUCAACACCACCCCCAACCGCCACUAGUUUCCGGACAGUCAAGCGCAGGAAGGGAAUUCCUCACCGUGCCCCCAUGGGAGGACUAGUCAUAGAAUACUAGAGUACUAGCUUCGAGUUUAUGAUGCAUAUCAACGUUACAUAUACAAUGUAGAAGAAGAAGUCGCAAAAUACCCCAACUGGCAUUGGAACACACCCACCUUUAUCUUUCAUCAUCUUGUGUACACAGAAGCAGCAAUAGAAGUGGAAAAGUUGGGGGGUAGAAAGCAAAAUAAUAAAGAAAAAAAAAAGAAGGCUGGAUUGCAAAUAAGCUUUUGUUAGUCAUAAAGACAAUAGGGUUGCUUCUAGAGUGCUUAUACAUGGGUUUUGGGUUAGUUAGCUAUGUAGAAAAAAAUGUAAAUAUGGUUUUAAUUUUUUGUGGUUUUGUUAGUGAAAAGAGUAGUGAAAUGUACAUGUGCUCCCUUGAAAUGGGAGGGGAUGUUUAUAUUGGGAAUAAGAUAUUUUCCUUUUAUGUAUAUAUAA